GCAUGCGCGUCCGCGGCCCGAGCGGCCCCCCGUGAGGCGGCGGUAAGAUGGCGGCGGCGGCGACGCGCGGGGGCAGCCCCUCGCUGUCGGCGGGGGAGGAGGAGCCGCCGCUGGGGCUCGACUCGCUCGUCGAGGAGGCGGCGGCGGCGGCGCCGAGCGCCGGGUUCCGGCUGACGGCGGUGCGGCGGGAACCGGCGGUACGGCUGCAGCACGGCGUCAGCGGGCUGGAGCCGCUGGCCUGGUCGGAGGACCACCGGGUGUCGGUGAGCACGGCCCGCAGCAUCGCCGUCCUGGAGCAGCUCAGCGACGUCCACAGCGGCGGGCAGGAGAUGGUCAUCCACCGCACGGCCGUGCCCGCGCCCUCCGCCGCCUGUCUCCUCAAGGUUGGUCCAAAAAAGGAGGUAGCAGAAUGUAAGGAAAAGUUCGCAAGUUCAGUGGAUCCAACGGUUAGUCAAACUUUUAUGCUAGACCGAGUGUUCAAUCCUGAGGGGAAGUCAUUGCCGCCUAUGCGAGGAUUCAAGUAUUCCAGCUGGUCGCCGCUGGGCUGCGACGCGAAUGGAAGGUGCCUGCUUGCAGCUUUAACCAUGGACAAUCGAUUGACCAUCCACACAAACCUCAACAGACUGCAGUGGGUGCAGCUGGUGGACCUGACACAAAUCUAUGGGGAGCGUUUGUAUGAAGCCAGUUACAAACUUUCUAAGGCUGACACUCCCAGGGGAGAACUAGGAGACUUCUCUGAAUUUCAGCGACGGCACAGCAUGCAGACUCCAGUGCGGAUGGAGUGGUCGGGCAUCUGCACCACUCAGCAGGUUAAACACAACAACGAAUGCCGGGAUGUCGGUAGUGUGCUCUUAGCAGUACUCUUUGAAAACGGUAACAUUGCAGUUUGGCAAUUUCAGCUUCCAUUUCUGGGUAAGGAAUCCAUUACUUCUUGCAAUACCAUAGAGUCCGGAAUAAAUUCCCCAAGUGUGCUAUCUUGGUGGGAAUAUGAACAUAACAACCGAAAGAUGAGCGGGCUUAUUGUAGGGAGUGCUUUUGGACCAGUUAAGAUCCUUCCUGUCAAUCUGAAAGCAGUCAAAGGCUACUUUACGCUCAGACAACCUGUAGUCUUAUGGCAAGAAAUGGACCAGUUACCAGUGCAUAGUAUCAAAUGUAUUCCUCUUUACCACCCCUACCAGAAAUGUAGUUGUAGCUUAGUGGUGGCUGCAAGAGGAGCUUAUGUGUUUUGGUGUCUCCUCUUGAUAUCCAAAGCAGGUCUGAAUGUCCAUAAUUCCCACGUGACGGGGCUUCAUUCUUUGCCAAUCGUAUCUAUGACUGCAGACAAACAGAACGGCACGGUGUAUACGUGCUCCAGUGACGGAAAGGUAAGGCAGCUGAUUCCUAUAUUCACAGAUGUUGCUUUAAAGUUUGAGCACCAGCUGAUUAAGCUCUCAGAAGUGUUUGGCUCUGUCAGGACUCACGGAAUAGCUGUUAGCCCGUGCGGUGCAUACUUAGCAGUUAUUACGACAGAGGGCAUGACGAACGGUCUGCACCCAGUCAACAAAAACUACCAAGUUCAGUUUGUAACCCUUAAGACUUUUGAGGAGGCAGCUGCGCAGCUCUUGGAAUCUUCUGUUCAGAACCUUUUCCGGCAAGUGGACUUGACGGAUCUUGUACGCUGGAAAAUUUUGAAGGAUAAGCAUAUUCCUCAGUUCUUACAGGAAGCACUGGAUAAAAAGAUUGAGAGUUGCGGUUCUACUUACUUCUGGCGGUUUAAGCUAUUUCUCCUGAGGAUUUUGUACCAGUCAAUGCAGAAAGCUCCCUCGGAGGUCAUGUGGAGACCUUCACACGAGGACGCAAAAAUCUUGAUAUCAGAUUCCCCUGGGAUGGGCAGCACUGAAGAUGAUCAAGAGGAAGGGACUUCUAAACAAGCCAGCAAGCAGAGCCUAUGCGACACAGGCAAAGGUAUAGACAUAGAUGACAAUGCAGAUGAUUCUCUUCCUCAGUCAAGUGACAUAGGAGGCCGCGAGCCAAUGGAGGAAAAGCUUCUUGAAAUACAGGCACAAAUUGAGGCAGUAGAAAUGCACUUGACACGAGAACACAUGAAACGGGUGUUGGGAGAAGUUUAUCUACACACGUGGAUUACAGAAAACACCAGUAUUCCCACCAGAGGAGUCUGUGACUUCUUAAUGUCCGAUGAUGGCUAUGAUGACAGAACAGCACGAGUGCUGAUUGGGCAUAUCUUAAAGAAAAUGAACAAACAGACUUUUCCAGAGCACUGCAGCUUGUGUAAAGAGAUCCUGCCAUUCACUGAUCGCAAACAGGCAGUCUGCUCCAAUGGACAUAUUUGGCUCAGGUGCUUUCUAACCUACCAAUCCUGUCAGAGUUUGGUAUACAGGAGAUGUUUGCUUCACGACAGCAUUGCACGGCAUCCAACCCCAGAAGAUCCUGAAUGGAUCAAGAGAUUAUUGCAAGGACCUUGCACGUUCUGUGAUUCUCCUGUGUUCUAGAGAAAAGCUAUGUAAAGAUUGAAAGUAUUUUCUCUGCUGCAUAAGCUCCCUUCAGUCUCGAAGGAUAUAGAACAUAUGAAUACAGACUUUACUAGAGGGGGAAGACGUUGUCCACAGCCCUGUAAAUAGAACAUCGGAGGUUCUAGAAACCCCUUAAAUCCAGAGCCUGUUCCAUGCUCCAGAAACAGGAGUACAUCUGGAAGAAUGAGUUUAUAAGGCGGUUUGGAAAUGCACCCCAUUGAAGCAUCAGCAGCUGGACAUGCUUCCUUUUACUGGAAAGGAACUGAAGUCUUAAGCACGCAGUGUGGACUGUCCUUCAUGCCUGACAAGUGUGUGAUUUCCCCAAAGCUGGGACGGGAACAGUGGAGCUGCCUCUUGAAUGGUCUUGGUGGGUAGAGAAGGCUUCAGCCUGUAGUGCUCUCGUUUGCUUUUUAACAAGCACUGGCACUUGCUGCAGAAUAUUAAACUAUCAAAAUAAUUUGUGGUUCUAAUUUCUCGCAGAGUGAAGCAUGUGCCAGUUACAGCCAUAUGAAAGAAAUUGGCCAUUAUAUUAGUUUCACUUGAAGUCUAGAAGAAUAACUGCCUCUUAACUGUUGUAACAAUAUUGCAGUCAGAAGGGUAAUACUGGCUGCCUGGGUCAAAUAACAGAUCAGUAAGAAUAACUUUUAAAUGUAAUAAUUAUGAAACUAAUAGCAAUUAGAUUAAACACUAACAUAAUUUCCAGUGCUUUUAAGUCUCUUGCCCCACUUUCUUUUUCUGACCUAAGUUCUAACUACUUCCUAGCUUUUGCCAAUGUAUAUGCCUUUUGUUUCACUUAACCCUCUACCACCAGGAAUCAUCUUCUCCAGUGUAACUCAGUUAACAAAAACAUUACCGAUUUACCUUCUUUUCAGUUGAAUUGAGAGUCUCCCUCAUACAGUAACUGAGUUUUACAGAAGUUUAACACACAAGUAAUCACUCCCAGCUGACAGUUUCCCUUUUCAUAAUAAUGCAGUAAAGAAAAAAAAAACCAAACCAAAACUCCACCAUGGCUAAUGUGUUAUAGGUAGAGUUUCCACCAGUGGUCACGGAGUCUGGUGAAGCUAUUCAUGUAUAACCUUGACAUUCUCAUCAAGAGAUUCAUAAAUACGCCAAUGAUGUAGCAUGGCUGAGCCCAGAAAUUUAUUCUGCCUUCUAACUGUCCUAUCAUAAUAAAACCAUCUUUCUCUCUUUGGCAUCUAGUUCCUAUGGGGAGCAGGAGAAUCCUUUUGAACUUCCUAUGCAGUGUUAGAGGAAUAAUACCUCCAAAAUGUGUGUGGUUAUCUGGUACAGUUUGUCUUGUUAACUUAAAUCCAUGUUGUCAGAUAAUCCAAAGUUCAUGUAUUUACAUUCUUCAGAGUACCAAUCUGGACACUCGGAUAAGUUGCCCUGUUUGUGAUUCAUGACACUUCUAAUUGUGUGUGAAGUGCUCUACAGCUGUUUGAGAAAUCAAGGAAUCAUCCUGGCAGUAUCAGUCUCCAACAAUGCAUGUGUGGAUUGGUGCUUAAGUUUCCUUGAUUCAAUGACUAUGCAUAUUUUCUCAAUGUUCGUUCACCUUCAGUAGGAGCAGAUUUUUUUCAGCUAACAUUAAAACAAGUCAGCUGUCCUUACUAUUCAGUGUUUCAUGCAUUAAGCGUGAUAGUGCUUCGAUUGAGAAUAAUAUUAAUAUAGUAGCCUAGAACAGCAGAAGCACAUUCAUCUGUAAAAUAAUUAGCCUUGUUUGUAAAUAUCCUUGGAAGUGAUACCAUAAUUGUAUUAAAGAAAUGUUUAGUUUUUUAUUGCUGUGCGUUGAAAAUUGAAAUUACUUCAGUGUGUCUGCAAAGAAAGAAAAUGUAGAUCGUGUUAGCACCUAGUAAAACAAAGAGUAACCUUGAUACCCAGCGUGUGUGUAGUUUGGGGCCAGGUACUGUACCUGGGGCAGCAUUUAACUUCUUCCCAGUGCUGAUGGGGUUUGCGGGGAACAGAACAUCAAUUUCCAAUAUGAGCUGAACAGGUUUGUUCAUGGGGGUAGGGAAAACAUUUUAAGUGGAAGCUGCAAGUCCUUGUCCAGGCAGUCCUGACCAGUUCAUCAGCGAGGAAGUGUUCGAUUCAGAAGUUCAUCUGACUAUGGAAAAAGGUGAGAGAGCUCUCCAGAACCAUGUGUAAAUGCUUUAAAAAAAAGUCAGCAUUUCUUUGAUAUUGGCUUAGAAACCAUAAUAAUAUUCUGAUCUGCUGAAAUGUUUAAGCCUGGCUGACCAAAAGGUUCAGCUUGGUAUCAUUAGAUUAAUUCCUGGUGAUUAUUUCUAGCAGUUAUCUUGAAUUUCCCUGGAUUGAGUUUUAAUGCUUUAGACAUGUAGAAGCUCUAGUACACCUAGCAUUAAUAUUGCAGCAUUAAUGUUUAUUUUCCUUGUCUUUCAAGGCAGUAGACACUCAGUAUACCAUUGCCAGUUUGUUUAACCUGAUUUAUGACUGCUGGGAGAAUGGAAUUUUAAAGCCAAUGAUGUCGGCUUUGUCUGCAUGCCAGUGGAGAUCCCUUAGCACAAAGCUUUCACUUCUCACCCUGACCCAUUCACAACAGGAUUGUGGUACUUGCUCUUGCAUCUGAGAAUUAAUAGCCAGAGGUGCUGUGUUCUGUGUCUGAAGCUAAGGCGUCAUUGUCUUUGAUAAGUAGCUUCUGAUAGCAUUUAAGAUUUGCUACUCGUGCUGAUAACAAGAGUUAAUCCCUCCUCCACUGGGAUGAAGAAAUCCAGGCUAAUCUAGGUUUGAUGGAUAAGCAGAACAGCUCUGGCCUGUACAGCUUCUUAGUGCCUUGGUGCUAGAUGCCAUUGUCUGAACUGAGGUGAAAGUUUGGGCUCAUGAGGACUCUGUCUUGGGUCUCCAAACUACACCUCCUGCUCUGGAAUUGGUGACAGUGGAACUCAUUGCUGCCCUUUACCUUAAUUCAGCUAUGGGUUGGGGACUUAAUCAUUCAAUCAUCCUUUCCUUUUGUAUGAUCCCCCAUUCUAUUAAUCCUAUUGUAUAUUUCUAGAGAGGAAAUAUUAUGGUUGCUAAUGCAUACAUACAGGCAAUAAAUAUUUCCCUGAUUUUCUUAAACUUACCAGGUUUUCCACUAGCUAAUGUAUCAUCAGUGAUUAUGCGCAGCAUAACACCAUUUAUUCUAUCCUUAUUAAGGGUUUCUUGACAUAAAAGAACUGAACGCAAACAUUUAUAGUCCUAGUUAAAGGCUAACAAAUCACACUUGUGCUGUUAUGCCCUAAACUAACAUUUACAGGAGCCUUGUUUGUACAAGUUUAUUUCUCAAAUACAGAGCCCGCCCUUUAUGACCCAUGCAGUUUGUGAAGCAGUGGGCAGCCUUGCAGGCACAGCUGCUGGACUCUCAGUUGCCACUUACAGGUACGGCCUCAGAGAGAGAAUGAGGAAGAGAGCCUAACCCCGCUCCUCAGAGCCCUCACCGCGGAGCAGGUCGGGGUUAAUCACUGAAGCCGUUGCUCUUUUGCCAACAUCUAAACUUUGUGCGUGAGACAGAUGUGCAAGGCCAGUUAGAUGUGCCUACCAGUAGAUUAUCUUCAGGACAGUGGCUGCAGGAAGAGGAAGGUACCUCUUCAUUCUCUCUUGUCUGCCUUUCUGCUGAGGGGAGCUGUAGGUAUGUCAGUGAGAGGCCACCAUGUGCCUGCUUCCUACUGUCAGUCAUGGUAAAGUGCUUGCUGGCAUUUUGCAACCUAAUUCAUGCUGGUUUUUGAAUUCUUUCUGGCAGUCACCUUUUAAGUGUGUAGUUAGUAGCAGUCCAAUACUUAACAAUAUAAUAAACUUCAACAUUUGUUACCACAGAGCACUAGUUCAUAUUUUUGCAGCUGGAAGUAAGGGUAACAGCAGUCUUAGCCUCAAAGUCUUGGUAGUCAUGGCAGAAGUCAGAUUUAUAGUAAUCAUCUAAUUAUCUGGAAGAAGGUGUUUAUGAGUUCUCAGUGAAUAAAGGUGAAAUGGUCGGAGUAGUUACCAAUCCUAUGUCUGUCCUCAUCCUCCUUUUGUAUUCCCUUUUGAAGCUUCUGUAUCAUCAGGCCUGUAAACGCACCAAUUAUGCUGGUUAUACUCCAGACUUGCAUUGAAGUGUGUAGGGUUUAUUCUUUAACCAGAACCAGUACAAAUGUCUGCGUGGAGAUGCCUGCUAGUUUACAGCUCCACUGGUGAAUACCAGGUUGAAAGCUGCUUUUUUCCCCUCCAUGUGGGUAAACAAGGACAACUUGAGCUCGGCUCUAUUCAUCUGAAGUCCUGUCCUAGCUGUCGAAGGUGCAGGAAUCUUAACAAGACAGAGUCGAGCCUUCUCUUGGAAGUCUCAAUCCAGGAUAGUUUUUCACAACUUUUAGAGGUUAGUAUGUGUGUACAGCAAUGCCCACAGAGCUUUAGUUUUAACGGAGGAGGGCCGUGUAUACAUACUCAAAUUUCUGUCUGUGCUAAUCUUUGGCUGUACUCAUUUCUAACUCAUAUUUUACACUGGAGGUGUUCCCAGACCCUCAGUGUCAGUUGAAAUAUUCUGUCACUGUUUUUUCAUGCUAACUCAGUUUUAGCACUCUUCACUUGAAAGACCUGGAACUUCUGCUGCUCUGUCAUGAUCUGGGUAGCGACCUCAGGAGUGUCACAGCUGCCUGUGGAUGAUUGUUUUCAUUGUUGCAACGCAGCUGUCGCACGGGGCACUUGCUAGCAUUAACUACACUACAGUUUGGGGCAGAAAGCAGAGUAAUUCCCUGUACUGUCCUAGGCUGCAGCUGAAUCAAGCCAAAAUGUGAAUGUUUGGAGCACCUUCAUCACAGGAGGACUCGCGCACUGCUGAGAGCCUACAGCAGGAGUUACGGGGCUGUGCCAGCCCUGCAGCAUUCUUUAACACGAAACUGGGAGGCCAGCCCUGAAAAGGGAAAAACCCAAGAGCCAUCCAAAUGGAACUGUUCAGAGGAGAGUUUAAUUUAAUUGCUCCGCUAAUCUAGUUGAUAUCUUCAUGCUACUUUAAUUCCGUUCUGGGGUGCGAGUGUUGUAGCUGGCUGACCACGCGGUCAUCAGGCUGAACGAAAAGCAAAGUUGAGUUUUUAAUUUUUAGUUUCCAGAUUUUUCCUUUGAGACUUCGUUCAUGGGAGGGUCUGACAAAGUUGCUGUGAAUAUUGAUGCUGUGUAUAUGGCACAUUUUGUAAACGUGAAGCAAACCUGGAUGAAUGUUUUGUAUACUGCGACAGUAGCAUUGUAAUCCUGCUCCUUUUUUAUUCUAAAUAAAUAAAUAAAGUA
Harpia harpyja (harpy eagle) is the source of this 7754-nucleotide messenger RNA. RefSeq names its product general transcription factor IIIC subunit 4 (gene GTF3C4). NCBI's taxonomy places the organism in Eukaryota, Metazoa, Chordata, Aves, Accipitriformes, Accipitridae. Gene Ontology annotation, cellular component: transcription factor TFIIIC complex. Gene Ontology annotation, biological process: transcription initiation at RNA polymerase III promoter. Gene Ontology annotation, molecular function: protein binding; histone acetyltransferase activity. The record is from RefSeq and is a predicted model, not a curated record. The transcript has 6 exons. The coding region runs from base 48 to 2489 and encodes 813 amino acids.